AUGCCACUUUCAAAUGGAAAACAUCUCUUACCUAACGACCCUCCGAAAAAGGGGAGACUUUUUGAGAUCCGUAGACUUAAAGGACGCACAUCUUUCCGUCCAUGUACACGAGUCCUCACAAAAGUACCUUUCCUUCCAAUGGAGAGACGAAACAUUUGCCUUUCAAGGCCUCCCAUUUGGGCUAAAUUCAGCUUCCAGAUUUUUUUAAAGCUGCUAAAACCAGCAGCUUGCCUUUCUGCGAAAGAGAGGUAUCUAGACGACUGUCUUAUCCUGGGCAGCUCCGUAGAGGAGUCAAGAGCCAACACUCGCUAAUACUGCAUCUCCUACACGGGGCAGGCUUCACCAUUAACUGGGAAAAGUCCGUCUUGGAACUUACCCAGUCAUUGACAUUUCUAGAUUUCUCCAUAAACUCACUGAUGAUGUCAUUCAGUCUUCCAGAGGAAAAAUCCUGA
Messenger RNA from Porites evermanni, 452 nucleotides. Lineage: Eukaryota; Metazoa; Cnidaria; Anthozoa; Scleractinia; Poritidae. The record is from the annotation of a GenBank genome assembly.